AGAGAGGGGUUUGCUUGGAGGGAUGUAAUUUCUCUCCUGCCUCUCCUCCAGCUCUGCAUGAAGAUAGCAGGUGGAAUCCCAAAGAAGUUGUUUCUGGAACAGUCCUGAGGCAGUGAGUGCUCUGCACCUUUGGAAUCAUGGGAGUGACCCAUGGAAAGAAAGCAGAUCAUAAUCAUCAGAGUCAUAAUUCUGCCUGUGCUCAGCCACUUAUUGGACCUGAUUUAGUCUCUGAUCUUGGAUCAGUGAUAGAUCCUGAUCAGACGUGGGCCAGAGAAGAGGAUUUAGACCAGAGCAAGUUGCUUCCUGAGCAAACGGACAGCGGUUACUAUGAGGAGCUCAUCAGGCCCAAAAAGCUCCACAAUCCCAUCAAAGCGUCCAAGUGCCAUCGGGAGCUCCAGCGAGAGCUGAUCAUUACACACAAAAGAGGAGCAGUGAUGGAGGAGAAGCCAGAGUUACAGAGAGUUCUUGAACAAAGGAAUAGAGCUCAAGCUCUGAAACAAGAGAGAAAACAGGAAGAAGAAAAAUCACCCCUGGAGCAGGAAUUACUGAAGAGGCAGAUGAGGUUAGAGAAGCUUGAGAGAGAGGCCGGUGAGCAGAGGGAAAGGUCAAAGGGCGCACCUGAGUUCAUUAGGGUCAAGGAGAGUCUGAAGAGGACAGCGAUCGCAAGUGCUGAGGAGAAAGAGCUGUAAUCACACAUCACCGUCAACAUCAUAGAUCUACACGAGAGUUGAUGCACCUCCAGGUGAUGAUUUGACAAUUCUUCACUGUUUAGAAAGCUUGAAUGAAAUCAAAGAAUGUGAAAGAACAAUAUUGAGGACAAGACAGUUGAAAAUGUUGAUUUUGUUGUUGAUGGCUAAUGAUUUGUCAGUGUUACAAAAUGUUAGGUACUACUUAUAAUGGUCUAUAGGAUUUCAUGUAUUGCACAUUAAUUGCUGAUUUCUGUCGUUUGCACACACAAGAAAAGAAUAAUUCCAACUGGAACUGUAUCUAGUGUUUGUGUGAAGAAAUUAUUGGUCUGCCAUAUUUAUAGAUGAUACACUUUUAUGCUUUUUAAUGGAGUUUCUAACAAACCUUGCAUCAUGUAAUCCUACCAACACUAUGCAAUGUGUAUGUGAACAGACAGCAGUCACGUCCACUUUUUCCACAUGGAUCUCCUACUAAGUUUAACAAAAUGUGCAGUAUACAACCAGAGCAUAGGACACUGUAUCCCAUAAUACAAUGCGUUAGACUUGAUUUUCCAUUUCUAGUAUUACGAAUUAUCUCUUUUUCUUGACUUACUAUUUGAUGAAACAAGAAAAGGUUACACAAAAUUUGAUUCAAUUGGAAAAAAAGAAAAAGAAAAAACUAUUUUCUUAUGGUAUAAUGCAAAUUUCUUUAUACCUUUUGUACAAGUGACUUUUUUACUGUUUUGAACGUCUUUUAUUUAAUUUACAGAUCAAAAAUGACCGGCCUCUAAAAUGGCUUACCUCUCAUAAUGUAAUAUUUUCAACAAAUAUUGUAUUGAAUCUUUUUGUCUACUUGUUUUCUUUCAAUUUGCACAGGUAUUGUAUUUCUUUUUGAAAAUGAUUGAUUGUAGGCCUCAUCUGAGCAGUUCCAAAAAGAAACCCUUGCAAAGUGAAAGUGAAAACAAUUGAUAAAAAGAUCGAAUCCAAUAUUUGGCAAUAACAGCAUAACAAAAGAUUUAUAAGCAAUUUUUUUUCAGCCAGUCAUUUUUGGCUGGGAACAAGCUGGGGAAAAAGUACGAAAAAUAUAUAUAAAAAAAUUGUUAUAUAAUAUGUUAUACACUGUGUGAAUAAAGUCCGUAAGUUUUAGUCCAAUGCUAUAACAUUAAAUCUAGGGUAGGAAAUAUCAGAGACGCUAGCUUUGAAAGCAUAAGAUUCCAACCUUCCUAUAAUAAACGCAUAAAUCCGAAUCUAAGGACGCAAUAAGGACUAUGUAACGUCACGGGUUGCCAUUUUGUAAUUACGGUUAUGGCAUGGCGUGAACGCAGCAUAAACUCGUUGUUUUGGUUCAGGAGGAACUGUAAAAGAUGGCUGCUGUUUGCGGUCUGUCCACAAGUCUGCAUGGAGCAGGUUGUGUGGAGAUAUGCAAAUACAUACUCUGAUAGUCAGGUAGGACAUCGUAUCAUUGCAUUUGGACCGAAUGCAAUGAUUGGAUGAACAUUUUUUGGUCCUGAGACUUCCAAUAUUAAGACCGCUUCUGUUAUUGAUAGCUGUCAGGAUGCGAAGAGAGUUUCAUAUGGAAGUAAAAUGAUGCCAAAAGUUUCUGAAACAAAAAAGCCUGUUGAAUUGCACUACUUGAAAAAAAUUAUGCGUUGCAUUAACCAUGCUUGUAUUUUUAGGACUUGCAUUUUUAUGGGCUGAAAUUCAGCAUGGUUGAAAUUUAAGCUGUGAAUGUUUCAAUGCAAAACAUUUAAAACACAGUUUCAUGAUUAAAAAUUCAAUAAUCCAUAUUCACCUUUCAUAUUUCACUUUCAAAAAUACUGUAUAAAAAUACAACCUAUAAAAUUCAGCAGGAAAUUUUCACCGAAUUUGGAUUUGGACCGAAUGCAAUGAUUGGAUGGACAUUUUUUGGUUCUGAGACUUCCAAUUAUUAGACCGCUUCUAUUAUUAAUAGCUGUCAUUUAAAACAUUUAAAACACAUUUUCAUGAUUAAAAAUUCAAUAAUCCAUAUUCACCUUUCAUAUUUCACUUCCAAAAAUACUGUUUAAAAAUACAACCUAUAAAAUUGAACAGGCAAUUUUCAGUUCAUCUUAUUUCACUUUGCAAAUUCGCUUCCACCAUUUUAGUGGUUCAAAUUCCACAGUAAAGUCAACAUUGACAUCUAGGAACUGCAGAAAAAGCAGUAGAUAGGCCUAUGUCACGCUUCCUGCUUCCGGAACGCGGAGUAGGGAUACAGAACUUCCGGUCAACAGUAUUUCAUCGAUAAUGAUUUAGAUUAUCAGCCCUAUAAUGUCUACCAUCCGAGGUACACGAAGGACACGAAGGUUUUUGCUCCUGUUGAAGCUAUAAGUAUGAAAUCAACCUUAUUUAAAGAAAAACAUGUUUUAUCCACGAUCCUAUGAAAAAAAUACACUACUCACAAUCCUAAGCGUAGUAGCAACGUCUGCUGAUUGGUCCAACUCGCUGUUACCAUAGAAAUGAUUACCUUACUGGCGAACGGCUAGAGCUACCCGCGGCUGUUGUUGUAGUGUACCGGGUUGCUCUGCAUCAGGACGUAGACAGCCAUACCUCAGCUUUCACGCUUUCCCACUUGAGAGUUUUCAUUUACCAUCCAAACACAUCGUCAUAUGUGACUUCAGGCAGGUUGCAGAGAGAUUUGGUCCAGCGGUAUUAUAUCGAUCGGACUCCACCAUUGUAAAAAGCUAACUGGAAGAGCCGUAUCCCUACUAAAAGACAUACUUCCGGUCUUCAAUUUUUUUGUGACAUAGGCCUAUUACUUGAGCAUAAUCUCCAUUUUCUGUUAGUCCUCCUCACCAGCAGGAGGUGCAAGCGCGUGUUGUUGACAGCAACAGUUAGAGCAAGCCAUUCAUUCAUAAAAACUCAUUUUACAGCAAUUGAGCAUGCAUUAAGUUUUUGUUAUGAUUAUCCGGGUCAGUAUAUGUGCGGAAUAGAUGAUAAAGACACAAAAAGCUAUGUUUAUGUUUAUUUGAAUAACUUUUCUUGUUACUUUCCCUCUGUGCCUACAUGUUAUCAGCUUUCUCGUGGUUAAUGCAGUGCAUAUUUUUUUCCAAGUAAUUCAAUUUUCAUUUCAAAAACAUUUGGCACUAUUUUACUUCCAUAGUUUCAACCAGUACAACAACAAGUGUUCAUGAAAAACACUGCCUACCCUAGAUUUAACUGGUAUUUUCAGGAAAAAGAUAAUCCUCUCUGUGUUAAAACGACCAGUACAAAACAUGAGGGUUUGCUUUUCCUCUCAUAUGAUGCUGACAUCAUAUAGCUUGUGAUGUUGAACCUAUGUUUUGGCUAACAACACAACAUAGUUUUUUGUAAAUAUGUUUUGUACAUUUUCUUAGUCUUUAAAUAAAUAGAUUUUUGACGCAUA
Pimephales promelas (fathead minnow) is the source of this 4044-nucleotide messenger RNA. RefSeq names its product actin-associated protein FAM107A. Gene Ontology annotation, cellular component: synapse; stress fiber; neuron projection. Gene Ontology annotation, biological process: actin filament bundle assembly; actin filament polymerization; regulation of actin cytoskeleton organization. The record is from RefSeq and is a predicted model, not a curated record. NCBI's taxonomy places the organism in Eukaryota, Metazoa, Chordata, Actinopteri, Cypriniformes, Leuciscidae.